AGAGCAGACAGGCGCGGCACACGGCAGACAUGGCGUACAGCUGGGAUAACCGCGUCAAGUUCGUCGUGCGGUACAUGUACGAUAUCGACAACAAUGGGUACCUGGACAAAAAUGACUUCGAAUGUCUGGCAGUGCGCACGACGAUCAUCGAGAGUAAGGGCGAUUUCACGCAGGCCAAGUACGAAGAAAACCGCAAGGUCAUGAGGAAUCUUUGGAAUGAAAUUGCCGACCUCGCCGACUUCAACAAGGACGGUGAAGUGUCCGUGGACGAAUUCAAGCUGGCCGUGAAAGACGCCUGCGUCGGAAAGCCGUUCGACAGUUUCCCGGGAGCGCUCAAAGCCUUUAUCUCGUCCCACUUUUCUACAGUGGACGUGAACGGCGACGGGCUGGUGGGCAUCGAAGAGUACAGGGUCGACUGCUGCUCCCGGCAGGCGUACAGUGAAAUCCAGCUGCUGGACGACGCCUACAACAAACUGUGCAGCGCAGAGGACAAGAAGAAGGGCGGGAUCGACAUCAAGCGCUUCCAGGAGCUGUACGCCCAGUUCAUCGGCAACCCAGACGAGACGAUUGGCGCUGUCUUCCUCUUCGGUCCGCUGACAGAGCUCAGCUAGGUGCCCGCUGCCCGCCCCCGCGCUCGAGCCCCGGCGGCGGCGGACGCCGCCCGC
Molecule: messenger RNA, 665 nt
Organism: Pollicipes pollicipes
Lineage: Eukaryota; Metazoa; Arthropoda; Thecostraca; Pollicipedomorpha; Pollicipedidae
Product: sarcoplasmic calcium-binding protein 1
Exons: 6
Coding region: 30-611 (193 amino acids)
Molecular function (GO): calcium ion binding
Source: RefSeq, a predicted model, not a curated record